GAAGUGAUGUCAUGGUCAAAUGAGCAGCUUCUAGCGCAGGCCGGGAAGCGGUGCAGGUCACUGCAGGAUAAUGGUGGAUUAAUCGGUAGACCGGUCACCGGAUGUUCUGAGGAGAACAGCGGAGGGGAUGGAGUCCCUGCUGGCGUGCGCCAGCCGCUCUGAGGACGAGGACUCCUCCGCCGGACAUAAGAGGAGCCUCUCCCAGGGGUCUGGCCUGAUACCCAAGAGGAGGAGCUCGUCCAGAUUUAUCAAAAGGAAGAAAUUUGAUGACGAAUUGGUUGAGAGCAGUCUUGCCAAAUCGGCCAGUCGUCCACGAGGCCCCAGCGGAGGAGAGUCGGGGAGAUUAUCUGGCAGCGAACCUUCGUCCAGCGAGAAGAAGAAGCAAGUCUGCAAAACGGUGCCUGCGCCAGCGCCACCAUCCCCUGCCCCGAGCCCCAGCAUCACCAAAAGGAUAAAAAAGAGUAAGCAGCCACUUCAGGUUACCAAGGACUUGGGGAGAUGGAAACCGGCCGAUGACUUGCUUCUUAUCAACACAGUGCUACAGACAAAUGAUCUGCAGGCUGUACAUCUUGGUGUGAAGUUCAGCUGUCGUUUCACCCUCAAUGAAAUACAGGAGCGGUGGUAUGCGCUUCUCUAUGACCCUGUCAUCUCCAAGCUAGCAUGUCAGGCAAUCCGACAGCUACAUCCAGAGGCCAUCGCUGCGAUCCAAAGCAAGGUGCUGUUCAGUAAAGCGGAGGAACAGUUACUCAGUACAAUCAGCUCGAGCUCUCAGCCUACACUGGAGAUUUUUCAAGAUCUACUCGGCAAACAUCCAGAGGUUUUCUAUAUGUCCCGCACAGCCAAGUCUCUUCAGGUGCAUUGGCAGCUUAUGAAGCAGUACUAUCUUCUGGAGGACCAAACAGUUCAGCCAUUACCCAAAGGGGAUCAAGUCCUAAACUUCUCUGAUGCGGAGGACAUGCUUGAUGACACCAAACUUAGGGACUCCCGUGAUGAAGUUCUGGAGCAUGAGCUUACUGUUGCUGACCGUCGACAAAAACGUGAGAUCCGUCAACUAGAGCAGGAGCUGCAUCGUUGGCAAGUGCUGGUGGACAGUAUAACAGGAAUGAGCUCUCCAGAUUUUGAUACACAGACGUUGGCGGUUUUACGUGGGCGCAUGGUACGAUAUCUGAUGAGGUCCCGAGAGAUAACACUAGGUAGAGCCACUAAGGACAACCAGAUUGACGUGGACCUGUCGCUAGAGGGCCCAGCAUGGAAGAUUUCUCGCAAACAAGGUGUUAUAAAGCUGAAGAACAAUGGUGACUUUUUCAUUGCGAAUGAGGGAAGAAGAGCGCUUUAUAUUGAUGGUCGGCCUGUAUUGCCAGGGAGCAAGUGGAAGCUAAGUCACAACUCUGUCGUGGAGAUUUCUGGCCUUCGCUUUGUGUUCCUUAUCAAUCAGGAUCUCAUAGCUCUCAUUAAAGCGGAAGCUGCCAAGAUGAUUCAGUCUUGAAGAAAGGCGCUUUAUGAACUGUUUCAGGAGUUUGUACAUAACUUAUGUGUCCUCUUACACUGUGCUCCAAGACCUUCUCUAAAUACUCUUCAGGUAGAUCCUUAACUAUUGUCUGUGCCAACUAAGUGGGCAACCAGAGACAGACUGUUACUGAGGCCUGGACUCCACCCCAUCCUUCAUUCCUCAUGCACCAUUCUUUACGUAGUGUUAGGGGUUUUCUGUUCAUAUUUUUGGAUGUUUUUGUUAUAAGUUUUUUUUUUAAUGAAGUUGCACUCGUAUAUUAAAUGAUAUGUGCUUU
Messenger RNA from Bufo bufo (common toad), 1784 nucleotides. RefSeq names its product microspherule protein 1 (gene MCRS1). The coding region runs from base 128 to 1486 and encodes 452 amino acids. The record is from RefSeq and is a predicted model, not a curated record. Gene Ontology annotation, cellular component: NSL complex; MLL1 complex; Ino80 complex. Gene Ontology annotation, biological process: positive regulation of transcription by RNA polymerase II. Lineage: Eukaryota; Metazoa; Chordata; Amphibia; Anura; Bufonidae. The transcript has 13 exons. Gene Ontology annotation, molecular function: protein binding; G-quadruplex RNA binding.